UCUCUGGACAUCCCCGCCCUUUCCUUUCCCCUCCCUCCCCAGUUUCUGCACUGGGGCUUCUGGAUCGGAAUGAUGUCAUUAUACCUGAAGAAAUUACUGGAUCUGGCUGGAAGGAAAGAAGUGAAUUCCAUAACACGGUAUAUUGCCAGCUUCAGGACACAGCCAGAGAAAAACACAACAAUAGCUCAGAUUUGGCUAAAAACAAAACAUGAUAAGAAAGGCUCUAGCAGUCGAGCAUUAUGUAUAAAAGUUAUUGAAGAGAAAACAAAAAAGAAAAAUGCCAAAGAAACAUUUGAAAGUGUUGGGAGGAGAAUCCCAUACAACAGGAUACAACUAAUUGAUGAGAAUGGCGAAGACAUGGGAGAAAUGCAUAGGGUAAAUGUACUUCGUAUUAUGGAUGAAAGAGGGAUGAAUCUUGUCCUGCUGUCUGAAAAAACAGAUCCACCCAAGUAUGGACUAAUGACAGGAAAACAAAUUUAUGAAGAGCGUCUCAAAAUUAGAGACGAGAAAGCCAGCCCCAAAGCAGGGCCUGUUCAACAAAAGAUUAUUAAAAUGACCACAGUUACAGAGCAACACGAUUUCAGUACAAAAGUAAAACAAAUUCAGGAAUGGAUUGACAAGAAGUACCAUGUGAAAAUUAUACUGCGUCAAAAAAAUAUUUCAGAUGGACCAGAAAAGAUGUUAACAUUUUUUGAUAAGAUUUUGGAUACGAUGCGUGAGAAAGCCACAUAUCACUCCAUGCCCUCUAUUGCUGCAGAAGGAAGGAGUACCUGUAUAUUGAGACAUUUAUCAAAGAAAGAGAUCCAGAAAUUAAAUCUUGUGGAGAAAACUAAAGAUAUUCAGAAGGAGAAUGGAAGCAACAUUACAGACUCGGAUGUAACCAAGCACUGAUUGUUUUUUCUCCUAAAAAUGGAAUGGGAAAAGAACACAAGUCAUUUUGCUUCAGCCUUCUGUACCAGUUCUAUAAACUUGGCAAUGACCACCCUCUCAAAGCCACUUUUUGUGAGCAUCUCAUGAUGACUGUUAGGCAGAUUUAAAACUCUUGUCAAGGAAUGGCAUUUCAACCGUCAGCAACUUGCUCUUUGCUGCUUGCUGCAGGCACAGAUUCUUCCACUGGAGAUAAGUUUCUUCUCUGUACUUUUGGAGGAAUAUAUCCACUGAGGUGAGAAGCCAGACUCCGCUUUUGUUGUGGUUUCUUAGGAAGCAAGAUCCAAAAGAAAAAAACUGUAAUAGAAUAUCCCUUUUUUGUCAUUAAAAUCUGAGAAUAGUUAACAAUAAAACUGUCUGUUAUUA
Pseudonaja textilis is the source of this 1293-nucleotide messenger RNA. It is a transcript of the gene MTIF3, whose product is annotated as mitochondrial translational initiation factor 3. Gene Ontology annotation, cellular component: mitochondrion. Gene Ontology annotation, biological process: ribosome disassembly; mitochondrial translational initiation. Lineage: Eukaryota; Metazoa; Chordata; Lepidosauria; Squamata; Elapidae. The record is from RefSeq and is a predicted model, not a curated record. Gene Ontology annotation, molecular function: translation initiation factor activity; ribosome binding.